Meloidogyne enterolobii is the source of this 1482-nucleotide messenger RNA. NCBI's taxonomy places the organism in Eukaryota, Metazoa, Nematoda, Chromadorea, Rhabditida, Meloidogynidae. The record is from the annotation of a GenBank genome assembly.
CUCUAUCACACCAAUUUAUACCCAAUCCUCCAAUUCAUUACCAUUAGUCUAAAAAUGCAUCAAAGCUCCAACUAUACCAACUUGGCUCUUCUAGUUCCUGCAUUACUCAUACUUUUGAUGCUUCUGCCAGCUGCGUCGUUGAUUCAUUGUCUCAAUAAGAAGAAAAAAGAUAAAGGGAAGGACAAACCAAUAAAGGGCAAAGCUGCAAAAGUUGAAGAAAAGAAGGUUCAUGUCUUCAUACCAAAAUUAGAAAUAAUACCAAAGAAGUUACCUGUCCCAGAACAGAAAGAUGUAAAGAAGGACGAAAAGAAGCCUGUAGAUAGCAAAGGACAUUCGCCAAAAGAAGAUAAGCCUCUUCAAGCACAAAUUGUGCAGCAAGUAAUGAAGCCAACAGAAUCAGCAGCAAAGGGCAAAGAUGCAGCAAAACUUUCAUAUAGUGAAGAUGCUCUUAAAUUCCCAGUGGGGGCCAGUAUUGGGCAAUUUGUGGUGGCGGCGACUUUAGGCGCUGGCGGCUGUGGAGUUGUGUACAAAGUCCUGGCUACGAAUGGAGACCAAUAUGCAAUGAAACUUGAAAGUAUGGAGCAAAGGAGGCAAGAUCAGCUCUUACCACUAGAAGCACAUAUUCUCAAACGACUACAGUUUUCUGCCUAUGCUGCAAAAUUCAUUGCUUAUGGAAAGUGUCGUGCGAAAGAAAGGCCUUUUCGCGUGUUAGUUAUGGCUCUUCUAGGCAAGUCUAUUGGCGAUUUGCAAGACCAAAGGCCCAAAUACAAGUUCACGACCGGGACAGUUCUACGUAUUGGAGUACAGGCUUUAAGAGGGAUUGCUUUUCUUCACAGUAUUUAUUAUGUUCAUCGAGACGUUAAGCCUGCCAACUUUGCUGUUGAUCGGGAAAAUCUAAGCAGGGUGUAUCUGAUUGACUUUGGAUUGUCUCGAUCAUUGAGGAAGAGAGGAACGAAAUUCCUAAGGAAACCAAGAAUAAAUGUGCCUUUCCGUGGAACGCCUGGCUAUUGUAGUUUGAAUGCUCAUAAACGCAUUGAACUUGGCCGACAUGACGAUCUUUGGUCUCUCAUCUAUAUGCUGGUGGAUUUGAACAAUGGUUCUCUGCCUUGGUUUGGUCAAGAUACACGUGACAAAGCUGCUGAGUUGAAAGAACAUUUAAUUGAAAAUGAAUAUAUGCAUAGUUGUCCAGUCGCAUUCAGAUCAAUUAUGGACUAUCUCCGUACUUUAUGCUACAACAAACGACCUGACUAUUGUGGCAUUGAAUCGGCAUUUAUUCAAAUGAUGGACGCCCGGGAAGUUAACAUCGAUGAGCCAAUGGAUUGGGAACCUGUUUACAUUAAAAGACCUGGAGAGAAAAGCAAACCAAAAGCUAAGCGAACUGGGCAAAAGGAGGAUAUAGAGAAUACUCAAGAAUCAGUCGAAUCACAAAAUAAUGCAAAGACUGAGUCAUUAUAUGGGGUUUUGCCGGCGGAUAUUGCGUGA